Diceros bicornis minor is the source of this 793-nucleotide messenger RNA. RefSeq names its product phosducin like 2 (gene PDCL2). The record is from RefSeq and is a predicted model, not a curated record. Bases 65 to 793 code for a protein of 242 amino acids. The transcript is spliced from 6 exons. Gene Ontology annotation, cellular component: cytoplasm. Gene Ontology annotation, biological process: protein folding. Lineage: Eukaryota; Metazoa; Chordata; Mammalia; Perissodactyla; Rhinocerotidae.
UGCGUCGGGAGUCCCUCGCCAGGGGCCGGACGACGCUGGCACGUGAGAGGCGAGGCGGAGCACCAUGCAGGAUCCUAAUGAAGAUACAGAAUGGAAUGAAAUUUUAAGAGAUUUUGGCAUUCUUCCUCCAAAAGAAGAGCCAAAAGAUGAAAUUGAAGAAAUGGUUUUACGUUUACAGAAAGAAGCAAUGGUUAAACCAUAUGAAAAGAUGACUCUUGCGCAGUUGAAGGAAGCUGAAGAUGAAUUUGAUGACGAAGAUAUGCAAGCUAUUGAAAUAUACAGAGAAAAACGGUUACAGGAAUGGAAAGCUCUUAAGAAAAAACAAAAAUUUGGGGAAUUAAGAGAAAUUUCUGGAAAUCAGUAUGUGAGUGAAGUCACAAAUGCAGAAAAAGAUGUAUGGGUUAUAAUUCAUCUAUACAGAUCAAGCAUCCCAGUGUGUUUGUUGGUUAACCAGCAUCUUAGUCUCCUAGCAAGAAAGUUUCCAGAAACUAAAUUUGUUAAAGCCAUCGUGAAUAGCUGUAUUCAACACUACCAUGACAAUUGUUUACCAACAAUUUUUGUUUAUAAAAAUGGUCAGAUAGAAGGCAAAUUCAUUGGAAUUAUAGAAUGUGGAGGGAUAAAUCUCAAGCUAGAAGAACUUGAAUGGAAGCUAGCAGAAACUGGAGCAAUACAGACUGAUUUGGAAGAAAACCCCAAAAAAGACAUCGUAGAUGUGAUGGUAUCUUCAAUUAGAAACGCUUCUAUUUACGAUGACACUAAUAGUUCAAACAGUGAUAAUGAUGAUACCAAAUAG